CUGAUUGAGCAGGCUAACGUUACUGUUGCUGCUUUAUAUCACUGCUACAUCGGAGAUAUGACCAUCAUCUAAUACACCUGCUGAAGAUCUCUUCCCUCCUGGACAAACAUAUGGACACAGUCACACUCAGACAGCAUGGGAUCCAGACUGAAUCAAAACCCUGAGCGGACCUUCAACUGCUUCUUUGAAGCAACUUGCCCUGUAGCCAGAGACAAAGAUCCAGGUGUACAGUUUCAGUUUCCAGAGGACUUCAGUGAUCAGGAGUCCUGUCAAACAUUGCCCAGGUUCUGCUUCCCGUAUGACAUACAAAGGGUGAGGGAUGGAGUGGCUGUGCAGCACUUUACUUUUGUUCUGACUGACCUUGAGGGAUGCCAGCGCUUUGGCUUCUGUCGUCUCACCAACAGCACACAGACCUGCCUUUGCAUACUCAGUUACCUUCCAUGGUUUGAAGUGUUCUACAAACUUCUCAACAACUUAGCUGAUUACCUAACCAAAGGACAGACCAAUGAGAUGAAAGCGCUGCUGGCUACGCUCUACAAGCAGCGCAUACCACUGGCAGCUGGAUCUGUCACUCUGCAGAUGGGAGAGCAGCUAUUGAUCAGCACAGAGGUGUCUCAUCCUGUUGGACACCCAGAGGGACAAGAGGGGGUUCCAUACUUCAUUGCUCCAGACCCCAGAAGCCUCCCCUCCAUUCCUGAAAAUAGGAACUUGACAGAGCUUAUUGUGGCAGUAGAUGUGGGGAACCUGCUCCAACUCUAUGCCAGCAUGCUGUUUGAGAGACGCAUCAUCAUCUUUGCUAGCAAACUCAGCACUCUGACGUCUUGCGUGCAUGCACUCAGUGCUGUGUUGUACCCCAUGUACUGGCAACACAUCUUCAUCCCUGUCCUGCCACCUCACCUAUUGGACUACUGCUGUGCACCUAUGCCAUACCUAAUAGGGGUCCACAGCAGUCUAUCUGAGAAGGUGAGGAGUCGUGGGUUGGAGGAAGUUGUUAUUCUGAACGUGGAUACAAACACGCUGGAAACCCCCUUUGAUGACUUUAAGAGGAUACCUUCAGAUGUGAUGUCCGGGCUGAAGAUGUGUUUGAAGCGUCAGGCAGUGUCUCCCGGCUGUGGUGUCUCAAGGGCCUUCCUGAAAGCUCAGGCUCUGCUGUUUGGAGGCUACAGGGAUGCGCUGCAGGCCAGUGCGGAGGAUGAAAUGUGGUUCAGUGAGGCGCUGUUUUUAGAUCACAAGUCCCCCACUAUGAGGCAGUUUCUACAGAGUGCUGUUCAUUUACAGUUUUUCAAACAGUUCAUUGAUGGCCGCCUGGAUAUUCUGAACGCAGGGAAGGAACCAGAUGACCUCUUUGAGGAGGAAAUCCUUAAGUGUGGAACAACAGCAGGAAAAAGCAAAUCUUAUCAACAGUUAGUUGGUAAUUUAAAGAAAGGGGGAGGAGCGUUAAUACUCAACAUGAAGUCCAAAGCAAACAUAAGGGCCAAAGGUCUUGCCAAGUCUGGUUUGAAAAACCUGCUGAUGCACAAGACUCACAAUGAAGAGCACACCCUUCAGAGAGGUGGAUCAGUGUCACACCGCUGUGCCAAAUCUGAAUGUCUCCAGAACCGCCUUCCAAUCACACAACACUUUGGGAAAUCACGUCCUCGUCGACCUAUUUACAAAUCUAGUGCUUCCAGAGAUAUGGACAACAUGGACACUGGAGAUGCAUGGGAUGGAGCUGUGUCUGGGCCUGUGGCUGAGCCUGAUCUUCAGAGGGAUGAAGAAGAGGGGGAAGAUUCACUGCUGUGUGACGCGGAGGAGAUGGAUCUGCUUGGGGAGAUCUUUGACACACUUAGCACCCGAAGCUCCCACGAACGCGGCUUGCUGUACGGCACACGCAGCCUGGAUCUGUUUGGACUGGACAGUCAUGACUAUAUUACAAAGCGCAGUCAAGCCAACCCGAGCCAGGAGAGCCUGUCUCUGUCCAUCAGUGGCAGUGGCAGCCUGCACAGCUGGAAUGUAGAAACUACAGAAGAAGUGUCAGACCUGACAGAGGACUCUAAUUGGCUGUGCCUCGACACAAGCGUACCAGAAGAGGGAUCAGAAAGUCUGCUGGUAGCGUGUGAAAUGGGGGAACAAGAAGAGAGACAGGGGGAGGCCAGAGAAAAACAGGAAGAAGUGAAGGUAGCAAUAAAUGGGAACCAAGGAGAGGAAAUAGAUGACAGAAAUAACUCUAAGGAAGUGAAGUUAGAGGAAGAGACAAAGAAAGAAGAUCCGGAAAGGAGAGUGAGUCUUGAAGAAGGCCCUAUGAUAGAAACAGUCAAGCAGCGAAAGGAUGAAGAGUUGAGAGAAAAGAAAAAUCAGAGUGAAGAGGUAGUUGAGGGACACGAGACAGAAAAAGGAACAAAUGAAAUGCAAAACGAUGUAGCAAGGGAAGAAGAAGGAAAAGAGAAACUGGAAGAGCAAAGUAAAGAGGCCACAGAAUCUUUAAACAAACUUAUGAAACUGAAUCCCAAGUGUGACCAUCGUCCUGACACUGUGGAACAACAGCAAGGACAGGAGGAGACACUCAAUCUGAAAACAGCAGGUUCUGCUGGGCCUCAGAGUCUCGCUGCUGACCUAACACCUCCGGCAGGCCAGGAAAUAAGGGGUGAAGUAGCAGUAAAAAAAGAAGAGCAGGAAAUGACACAGACCCCCUCUCCUAAAGUCCUAUCUGCUGUUGCACGCUCCAAGUCUCAGGGACCCAGCCAAGGCUUCCAGGUGAAGUCCAGGACCAAGGGUUUGGCUGAACCUGAGAGACCUUGCAGCACGUUUCGCAGCAAGGAGAACACACAAACUCACGCGUCAUGUGACUCAAAUACCCGAUCAGAAGCUAGCAGCUGCUCCAAAGCACAUGAGGAGGAAGACCCAUCUCCAAUUAUCAAAGUGUCUGAACUUAAGAAGAGAUUUGAGGCUUAAUGUGUAGGCCCCAGACUGGCUGGCAGGUUGCCUUAUUGAGAUUUUGCAAAUGUUUAAACAGAUUUUUGUGUCUUGUCUUAAUUUUGUGCACUUGUCGAAUUGCACUCAGGAUUGAGGCAUCUACAAAGCAUGGGUGAAAUAAGAAAUGCAUUUUGUAUCUGUGAGGACAAAACAUGUUUUGCACACAUCAUGUACUUUGUCAUGGCCCACAUGUCAUUGUAACAUUAAUAUUUUCUACAAAUGUAUGUGCGUGAGAGAGAUAUACGCUCUCCAUCAGCUACUUCCCCCAACAAAAACUGACAAAUUCCGAGGAUAAUCAUUUCAUUGUUGGUAACUCUUCACACAGAUUUUGAAUAAAUGAAUUCAUAAAAUAAACAUUUUGAACAUGUAUGUUUUCCCCUUUUGCUCCAGGAUAAGGUAAAGAAAGAGCAGUAGUACUAGAUGUGCACAUUCCUGGUUUAUUAACAGAACACCUUGUGUAUCAUACAUACUGCUUCUUAGUAAAAGUGCAUCGCAGUCAUAGUGUUCCUAAUCAACAUUCUUCCUAACAAGAAAUAGUGUAAUACAUGUUUUAUAUAUAAAUACACAGAACACACAAUACAAUGACAGACAAACAAAUACAAAACAUACUUCAGCAAGUCCCUUAUGUGGCAGAGUAAAGGGAGUGACUUCUUCAGAUGAGGGAAUACAACAGUGAGCAAAAUAUCCACAUUCAAAUAACACACAUUUCCUCUUCUCAUGCGGUGAAACCGGUGAUAGAAUUGAUCAGAUCUGAUCAGUCUUUCUGUUGUCACUGUGAAUAAAAAGUUUCAGCAUUUACCUUGUUGGAUCAUCCCAGAGGACAGGAGGUAUUAAUCCACAGGCUUACACGUUGAGAGUGAAGUGAAACUGAAUGUGGUGCAAAAAGUAUGCAAGGCCACUUUUAU
Molecule: messenger RNA, 3857 nt
Organism: Thunnus maccoyii (southern bluefin tuna)
Lineage: Eukaryota; Metazoa; Chordata; Actinopteri; Scombriformes; Scombridae
Gene: dennd1c
Product: DENN domain containing 1C
Exons: 23
Coding region: 136-2931 (931 amino acids)
Biological process (GO): endocytic recycling; endocytosis
Cellular component (GO): cytosol; intracellular membrane-bounded organelle
Molecular function (GO): guanyl-nucleotide exchange factor activity; phosphatidylinositol phosphate binding
Source: RefSeq, a predicted model, not a curated record